AUGGUGGCCCAGAACCAAGGAUUACUUUCUCAUGUUUUGGUGGAAGUUGAGAAGAUACCAGUGGAAGAGGAGCUGUGCACUGCAAUUCCUUGCAUAUUUGAAUUUCCCAAAGAAUCCCCCAACCUGACCCAGAAACCAGAGCUCCGCAUCCCAGAGAUUCUUGUGUCUGGGGAAACUGUGACCUCUACCUGUACCAUCAAAGGCGACUGCAAAGAAACCAAUGCUCUCUUCCUCUUCUGGAAAGGACCUGCCGUGUCCUCCAACCCAACUGUCUCCAGCAACUCCUCCUCCCUGGUGCUGCACUUCACCCUGAACCCUGAGUACCAUGGCACCACCCUCAAAUGUCACUUGAACAUCUCCCUAGCUAACUUAACCAGAAGUAGCGUGGUCAAGCUCCAAGUGGUCUCACCUGCCAGAUUGUACAACUCCUCUUGUGCCUUGGAGAAGACACUGCAGUGCCGCUGUUCCUUCCACGGGAUCCCCACUCCCUCUGUGCAGUGGUGGAUGGGAGGUGCCCCUGUGGAUGUGAACAGCAUGGAUAACAUCCUCCAGGUGACUUCCACCAUGCUUGCCCCCUGGGCCAACAGCACCAUCAACCUCAUUGGGGAGCCAGAAAUACUCACGAGACUUUACUGUGAGGGGAAAAACCAAUAUGGAAUCCACACUUCAAGCAUCUUCUUUAUACCAGAUCAGAAUUUUGUUUCCAAUGUGUUCAUGAAAGGGCUGAUCCAGGGCAUUGUGUAUGGAGCCAUUGCAACUGCUCUGCUCUUCUUCUGCCUUGUCCUCCUCACAAUGAAGAUGCUUAAAUGGUGGGAGGAAAAGCAAAUUCCCAAGACCAAAGAGGCCCUGAUCCUCAAGAAGCCAGAGUUACUGGAGCAGCCAGAAAUACCUAAGGAGUCUGAAGCAAAAACCCCAUCAGCCUGGGCUACAGGUUCUGGAAGUGCAGGAGAUGCAGAUGAGUCAUCCAUGAACCAGCGGGGGCAGCAGACACAGAUGGCCCCGGAGAGAGCAGGAUGUGUGGUGAAGGAGGCAGCAUGGAGCAUGGCGGAAGCCCUGAGGUAG
Molecule: messenger RNA, 1062 nt
Organism: Cynocephalus volans (Philippine flying lemur)
Lineage: Eukaryota; Metazoa; Chordata; Mammalia; Dermoptera; Cynocephalidae
Product: sialic acid-binding Ig-like lectin 10
Exons: 8
Coding region: 1-1062 (353 amino acids)
Biological process (GO): cell adhesion
Cellular component (GO): plasma membrane
Molecular function (GO): sialic acid binding
Source: RefSeq, a predicted model, not a curated record